Molecule: messenger RNA, 1252 nt
Organism: Sebastes umbrosus (honeycomb rockfish)
Lineage: Eukaryota; Metazoa; Chordata; Actinopteri; Perciformes; Sebastidae
Product: adenosine receptor A1-like
Exons: 4
Coding region: 1-1215 (404 amino acids)
Biological process (GO): vasodilation; adenylate cyclase-activating G protein-coupled receptor signaling pathway; G protein-coupled adenosine receptor signaling pathway
Cellular component (GO): membrane
Molecular function (GO): G protein-coupled adenosine receptor activity
Source: RefSeq, a predicted model, not a curated record
AUGAACAUGACUCCUGGCAGCUGUACGGCGGAGAUGCCGUACGGAUUCCAACCCCAUCUGAAGGGGCUUUACAUCGCCACCGAGCUCGUCAUCGCAGUGCUGGCCAUCAUCGGCAACUUCCUGGUUUGUCUGGCUGUCACGCGCAACAAGAAACUUCGCACUGUCACCAACUACUUCCUGGUGUCAUUGGCGGUGGCAGACAUCCUGGUGGGCUUGGUGGCCAUUCCCUGUGCGUUGCUGACCGACCUGGGUCGACCUCGCCAUAACCUGCCCCUCUGCCUGAUGCUGCUCAGCAUCCUGAUGGUGCUCACACAGAGCUCCAUCCUGAGUCUGUUAGCGGUAGCGGCGGAGCGUUACAUGGCCAUCCUUCUGCCCUUCCGGUACCAGCGAGUCAUGAGCCCCAGGAACGCCCAGCUGGCCCUGCUGGUCACCUGGGGCCUGGGGGCCAUCUUCGGCUCCGUGCCGCUCAUGGACUGGAAAAGACAACCGGCAAACUCCGACUACUGCAUCUUCACGUGUGUGGUGGACAUGAACUACAUGGUCUACUUCAACUUCUUCAUCUGCCUCCUGGUGCCGCUCGUGGCCAUGUUCAUCAUCUACGGCCACAUCUUCCUCACCAUCCGCCGCCAGCUCAGACGCAUCGCCGUGGCCAGGGGGACCGCAGCAGAGGACACGAGAGCUGCCGGCAGCGGGAGCGCCGAGACGGAGGACACUGUGAGUUCUGCUGCUGGAGUGACCACAGGAGGUGGAGCAGGAACCAGCAGACAAGCGAAGGAAACGACGGGGAAAUGUAAAGUAAGGGCGAGGGAGGAAGUAGAGUCUAGCAUCGGGUCUCUUAUUGACACUGAGAAUACCGCCGUCUUUACAAAGCUAGGGUUUAGGAUCGCCUCAGCCGGAUCUACCAGCGCCGGCUCCGCUCCCGCCGGAGAGUCCAACGAGGCCAAAUCCAACCUUCGCACCCGCCAGGAGAUGCGUAAGGCCACCUCCCUCUUCCUGGUGCUGUUCCUCUUCAUGGUGUGCUGGAUGCCCAUCCACCUCAUCAACUGCAUCCUGCUGCUCUGCCCGCAGUGCGAGGUGCCCAUGUCGCUCACGCUGGCGGCUAUUUUGCUCUCCCACGCCAACUCGGCGCUCAACCCGAUCCUGUACGCGUACAGGAUGAGGUCGUUCCGACACACUCUGAUAGGAAUGUGGAGCGUGAGGCCAAAACGCCAGUAGAGGAAACACUCAGUCACUGUAUGAUACCGUGUAUCGU